AUGGUUACAGAUCCCAGUUCAUCCGGAGGACUGGCAGCAGACGGCGUUCCACAUCCCCACCCGCAAGCUGGAGUACAGAUCCCAGUUCAUCCGGAGGACUGGCAGCAGACGGCGUUCCACAUCCCCACCCGCAAGCUGGAGUGCACCUGGGUUGAACCAGAUCCGGCUAAGAUUGAGGCGAUUCAGAGGUGGUUGCUGCCGCUGUAUAAGGGAGCAGAUGUUCAGAAGUUGGUGGGCAUCGUCUCAUACUACCGCAAUAUCAUUUCUGGAUUCGUUCGCAUUGCUGUCUAUGUGAAGCCGGCAGACGACUCAGCGGACCACUGA
Molecule: messenger RNA, 324 nt
Organism: Eimeria mitis
Lineage: Eukaryota; Apicomplexa; Conoidasida; Eucoccidiorida; Eimeriidae
Source: RefSeq, a predicted model, not a curated record